Aphanomyces invadans is the source of this 1713-nucleotide messenger RNA. RefSeq names its product Atypical/ABC1 protein kinase. The record is from RefSeq and is a predicted model, not a curated record. Bases 24 to 1649 code for a protein of 541 amino acids. The transcript has 7 exons. Lineage: Eukaryota; Oomycota; Saprolegniomycetes; Saprolegniales; Verrucalvaceae.
CAUUCAACGACGCCACCAAGUCCAUGACCCGCCGCCGACUUGGCGCCGCGGUCCUUUCGGUUGCAGGGAUCGCAGUCGGCGUGGAUGCCGCCACCAACCACGUACCCACGCGUGUUGGGCGGGUAGCGAAGGCAGGCGCUGAAACUUUCGUCGACUUCAAGCGAAACGUCCCAGCAAAGCCUGAUGAAGUAGACGCUGAUACGUCGCAUGCCUGGAAAAAGCUGCACGAAGACUACAAGACGGCACUACGGGCGUACAAUCUUCGCACGGCCGAGCGCUUGCUCCAUGUGUGUAAGCAGAAUGGCGGUGUGUUCACCAAGAUUGGACAGCAGUUGGCAUCGUUAAACCAUGCGCUACCUGUCGAGUACACGUCUACAUUGAGCGUCUUGCAAGACCAGGCCUUACCCGUUUCGUUUGAGGAAGCAAAGUCCGCCGUCGAAACCGAACUCGGCGGCCCACUCGACCAGUUUUUCCGCGAAUUCAACACAAAGCCGAUAGCAGCUGCAUCGCUGGCGCAGGUUCACCACGCGGUAACACAAGACGGGCGAGAGGUGGCGGUGAAGAUACAAUACCCGAAGCUGGCCAAGACAUUGGCGAGCGACCUAUGGGCCGUGCGCCAAGCUAUUUACGCCAUCGAACGGAUCUGGGACAUCAGUGUUCGAUGGAUCAUUCCUGAAAUCGAGCAAGCCUUGGAAGCGGAGCUGGAUUUUAGCGCUGAGAAACAAAACAGUCGCAAAAUCCAAGCGCUCUUUCGCUCGACGCCGUUCGUGUAUAUUCCAACGGUGUACGACGAGCUCAGCACGAGGCGCGUCCUCACGAUGGAGUUCAUCCAUGGCGUCAAAGUAACCAACACGAACGCCAUUACCCAAAAACUGCGCCUCGACCCUGUCGACAUUGCCGGGAAAGUGUCGGCGAUGUUCGCCGAGAUGGUGUUUUGCUCCGGGUUUGUGCAUUGCGACCCUCAUCCUGGCAAUUUGUUUGUUCGGCGGCACCCACAUCGUCCACGUGAAGCGCAAAUCGUGCUCCUCGACCACGGCCUGUACAGGCAACUCGACGACGACUUUCGACAAACGUUUUGUCGACUGUGGAAGGCGCUGCUGCUCCGUGACAACAAGUUGCUCAUGGAAUGCGGCGAACGCUUUCACGUUGGCCCGUACACCAAAUUUUUCCCGCUCAUCUUUACCUAUCGCGCCAUGAACAGCAAGACGAUUAUGGGCGGGCAAAUGUCGGCAGAGGAGAAGCAAGCACUUCGUCAGGACCUGAAAUCCCUUCAAGGCACCAACGUUAACGAAUUCUUUGAGCACCUGCCACGAGACAUGCUAUUUGUCUUCCGGUCCACCAAUCUCACGCGAUCGCUCAACAAAGACUUGGGCGGGAAUUCUCGGUACGUGUGGCUGCAUUACGACUGCGUGAACUAUCCCCUCACGACGUCGACCAGACAACGCUUUCAGAUCUUUGGCAUGUAUGCGUUGAAAGGGCUGUCGCAGGACCGCGCGGCCACUGGCGCCGCCCUCACGCCAUGGCAGUCUUUCUGGUGGACCGUCGAUUAUGCCAACCUCGUGUUCCGCCUUCGCCUGAUCGACUGGGGCAUGUACCUGCACCAGAAACUCAACGGCAUAUCCGUUGACCCAGACAAGUCCGUGGGCUGAGUUGGAACGUUGUGUUAAAUAGAUUGAACGAGUUAUCCUCGAAACGAUGCAGUGAAUCGCUUCA